AUGUACGCUAGCUACCUCGCCGGAAACGACGAAUUCGUCUACCCCGCAUUCAUUGCAAGAGACGAUUUCGCCGACAAGGCUGACUUUGAUCCUGAUUCCUUUCUUUACGACAACCACAGGUUCACCUCGCUAGAUUCCCUCCACAAAGACCUCCAGCACCUCUCACAGAGCCUCAAUCAGAACCUCUUGGACCUUGUGAAUAAUGAGUACUCGCUGUUUAUUCAGUUGGGCCAGUCAAUUAGUGGAUGUUUGGAUCUAAUCGACAAUAUCUCCUUCGAUGUGGGAAAGUUUGAUCAGCAGCUUCGAAACGCGAAAGUGAACCUUACAGAAUCGUCGGCAGCCGCGGAGAGAGCGCUCCAGCAUAAGCGUAGGCUCAAUGUGUUGAAGAACAAAGCAAAAUUAAUCUUACUUUUAAAUGAACUGUGCCUGAGCUUUGAAAUGCUUUUGGGGCUCGAGAUCGGUGAACUCAGUCCGGAACGGCUUAAGCCAAAGCUCUCGACCCUCGCCACGCUUUAUCUCUCCGCAACGAAGAUUUUUGCCAUUUUGACGGAGUCCAAUGGCGACGAAAAUUCGUGCGUAUUCUUUGAUAAGGUGCUCAAGACAAAGCUUCUGUCAUUGCAGCUCGAAUAUAAAGCGUAUAUUCACGAGACAUUGAAGCGGGUGAAGGCCGAGCCGAAGGAUUACAGCGAUGUGAUUAUGAUGUUGUUGCAUUGCAAGCGUAUCGUUGGUAGUCUAUCGGACGGAAAGUAA
Messenger RNA from Candidozyma auris, 750 nucleotides. Its product is annotated as Golgi transport complex subunit. Gene Ontology annotation, cellular component: COG complex; membrane. The record is from RefSeq and is a predicted model, not a curated record. The coding region runs from base 1 to 750 and encodes 249 amino acids. NCBI's taxonomy places the organism in Eukaryota, Fungi, Ascomycota, Pichiomycetes, Serinales, Metschnikowiaceae. Gene Ontology annotation, biological process: Golgi organization; protein transport; intra-Golgi vesicle-mediated transport. The transcript has a single exon.